This is a messenger RNA of Prorocentrum cordatum, 1435 nucleotides long. The record is from the annotation of a GenBank genome assembly. NCBI's taxonomy places the organism in Eukaryota, Dinophyceae, Prorocentrales, Prorocentraceae.
AGCCAUUCUGGCUCGAGCUUGUGUUGGGCCUGCUCUGCCUUCGCACAUCUCCUGCCCCACAUUUGGCCAGUGUCUGCAACAAGUUUUGGGACCAUGCCGGAGGUCAUGUCAAUCGUGAAAACUCCCAAGGAGGCGUUCCAGGGUAUGGUGGACAAGGGCCUGGGGAUGGGAGGCGAUUCGUCCAUCAAGAUCUUCCACCAGUCCUUCUACGCGGGUUGCUACAUUGGCUUCGGCGGCAUGCUGUCGAUGGUAGUGGCUGGCGGGCUAGCAAGCGCAGCCGAGGAUAACCCGACCAUUCAGACAUUUGUAUUCGCUGCGCUCUUCCCUGUGAACUUGCUGCUCAUCCUCCUCACAGGUGGGGUGCUGAUCACCGGUACAGCGGCGACCGUCCCUGCCGCAGUGUUCGAAGGCAAGCUGGACCCCAAGCAGAUCUUGAGGACGUUUGCGCUGGCUUGGUUGGGCAAUCUUAUUGGCGCCGUGCUCUUCGCUUGCUUUGUCACGGCCUGCAACUUGAACGUAGGGUUGACGGCCGAACUUGCACGCAAAGUGGCGGAGAAGAAGAUCAAAGAAAAUUUCGGGGUCACCUUCCUCAAGGGAAUCGGCUGCAACUGGCUGGUGUGCAUGGCUGUGUUUCUGCAGGGCCAGGCACAGGACAUGGUUGGCAAGAUGGUGGGCAUCUGGUUCCCCAUUUCUUGCUUCGUGGCGAUCGGUUUCGAGCAUAUUCCAGCGAACAUGUUCAUGAUUCCCAUGGGGAUGAUGGCAGGCGCCGACGUGUCCGUGAUAGACUGCCUCUGGAGGAACUUCAUCCCGGUGACCCUCGGGAACAUCUUCGCGGGCUCCUUCUUCGUGGGCGCUGGCUAUUCGUUUGCCUUCGGCAAGCUGGGCAGCUCGCCGAUGUUCAACAUGCCCACGAAGGAGCAGCAGGCCAGGGAGGUUCAGCUGGAGGCGCCAGCCCCGUGAGUGCCCAGAUCGUGCGUAGUAUUUUUGCUUUCACAGUUUAUAAUUUUACAGAGUGUUUUAAGCUAAGCGGCUGAAUCCCAAACAAUUUUUCAGUGGUAGCCUUGGCUGCCAGCAGUCCACUGACUGUUUUCGGAUUCGGCAUAGCAUGCCCGACGGCGAAUCCUUCGAUGUGAUCGCGGAAUUCAGAUUUGCCCCUUAUCCCUCCUAGGUUAACGAGGGUCUGACCGAAAGUGCUCUUUCGCUGAUUUGUAUCGAGAACCACGGGUUUGGCGAUGGCGGCCUCAUCACGUCGUCAUUCAUGUAUGGUUUUCUCUUGGUGUCGUUGCUGCUGAGUCCGAGUGUUAUCGGUGGGUGAGUCGAUCGAAGCUUCGACGCUGCAAUCACGCGACAAUUGCGACAGGCGUUGCCAGAGAGGGGUGCUUCGUGGAGGCAAAGGUUAUGGCGAGUUUUCAUGGUGCUGCGACCGAGCGCGUGG